CAUCCACUCUGUCUACUACCACGGCGACCUCGAGCCCACUAUCCUCAGCUGCUUGCGUUGGUCUACUUAAUUUAUUGCUCUGUUGUAUAGUACUUAGUCUCUGUAAAGUCGCUUCCAUCCAUGAAGUUCACCAAGCCAGCAUGGGUCAUUCAUAAAGAUUCUGCCAUGAAGGGCGAGCAGGAGAAGAGGGUGACCAUCUUCUCUGUGCAUGUCCAUCCAGACGGUUCGCGGAUAGCCACGGGCGGCCUCGACGCGAAGGUCCGCAUCUGGAGUACCAAGCCAAUCCUCAACGAAGCGUCCGAGGCGUCAGGAAGGCCCCCGAAGAGCUUAAGCACGCUCACAAUGCACACGGGACCUGUCCUUGUCGUACGAUGGGCGCAUUCGGGGCGGUGGCUAGCGAGUGGCAGCGACGACGAGAUUGUGAUGAUUUGGGACCUUGACCCUUCCGCCAAGGGCAAGGUUUGGGGCUCUGACGAAGUCAACUUUGAGGGAUGGAAGCCUCUCAAACGGCUGCCGGGGCACGAGAGUGAUGUCACGGAUAUGGCAUGGUCACCCGCAGACCGCUACCUCGCUACAGUCGGACUGGAUUCGUGUGUCUUAAUCUGGUGUGGCUACACCCUCGAACGUUUGCGACGAAUAGACCAGCACCAAGGGUUCGUCAAGGGCGUUUGCUGGGACCCUGUAGGAGAGUUCCUCGCGACGGGCUCUGACGAUCGCUCCGUUCGGAUAUGGAGGACGACCGACUGGCAGGUGGAGGCUGAGGUCCGAAAGCCGUUCGACCAUUCUCCGGGAACAUUCUUCAGGCGAUUGAGCUGGUCGCCCGACGGUGCACACAUUACAGCUUCGAAUGCCACGAACAAUGAGGGAUACGUUUUCAUCGCUGCCGUGAUCGCUCGCAAUACCUGGACCUCGGAGAUCAGCCUGGUGGGCCAUGAGAAUACUGUUGAAGUCGCCGCAUACAAUCCGCACAUAUUCCUUCGAGAUACGUCGCAGCCUGUCGUUGCGUCAAACAUCUGCUCUGUGGUUGCGCUAGGAGCGGACGAUCGCGCGGUAUCAGUAUGGCAGACCAAGUCGGCGCGGCCGCUGAUCGUCGCGAAGGAGGUCUUUGAGAGGCAAAUUAUGGACCUCAGCUGGUCGCAGGAUGGUCUCACGUUGUACGCCGUCUCUUCCGACGGCACGAUGGCCGUGUUCAGCUUCGACUCGGAGGAACUAGAAGGGAUCGCCCCCCAGUCCGCGCAGGAACAGUACCUCAAGAAGUUCGGCUUCAUCCCGCCACCUCUCCCCACCGGCUACGCUCACCAAGUGGCCCUCGAGGCCCAGCGGGCCGCGGGCAAUGCACGCAUGACGCCGCCGCCCUCGCCCGGGCGCUCCGAGGCCAAAUCGAUGCAGACGCAGACAGGGUUCGGCACGGCCGCGAACGGCGGGGAGCAGAUCAACCAGCUCGUCGCGAAGCGGAAGACGAAGAAGCGGAUCCAGCCGGGCUUCGUCGGCGCGUUGCCGGGCUCCGUGCCCUCUGCGGCGAACGUCCCCUCCGCGGGCGCGCCCACUGAGCAAGCUGGCCCGUCGUCCCGCCCGCCGGCGUCGCAGCAGCAACAGCGAGACGAUGCCGACCGCGACGUGGAUAUGUUCCCAGGCGACUGGAGCACGGACGUGCAGAUCGCCGCGCUCGAGACGGGCAGGGGCAAGCGGAAGACGCUGGAUGGCGUGGAUGACCGCGUCGCGACCAAGCCGCGGACGCUUGGUGGCGAUCGUGUGAGGGACAAUGUGCUCGUGCGGGAAGUUUCUGGGCCGGUCGGCGCUGGAGGAGGGUUGGGCCUGUGGGGCGAACAGAGCAGUGUGAUGGGCAGACUGCAGGUGCCGCCUGUGUUGACGUACAUCAAGGCGUCGGUCGAAGGCAGCGAAGAC
Messenger RNA from Fomitopsis serialis, 1905 nucleotides. RefSeq names its product WD40-repeat-containing domain protein. Lineage: Eukaryota; Fungi; Basidiomycota; Agaricomycetes; Polyporales; Fomitopsidaceae. The annotation marks the transcript as partial. Gene Ontology annotation, biological process: chromatin organization; DNA-templated transcription. Gene Ontology annotation, molecular function: nucleosome binding; protein binding. Gene Ontology annotation, cellular component: HIR complex; nucleus. The transcript is spliced from 9 exons. The record is from RefSeq and is a predicted model, not a curated record.